AUGGGACGUACUGGAAAGAAGGCCGCACGGGCCAAACUGCAGAGAACCUCAGCCCAGGGCAAGUUCGUAUCUGGGCCAACCCAGUGUGACGGCGAAUCAGACUACGAAGAUUCUGGCAGUGACAGUGAUGCCAGUGUGUCAUCGACUGGUUCUCUCACAGUUGCAAGGCAGUUGUAUGCGAAAAAGUUUUCUGUGCAACAGAACCCAAUGAAGCGCAAGCAGCCCGUGGUGUACACAAAAGAUUCUCGAGCAACCUUUUACCGCCAUAAAGCACACUGGAAAAAGGCAGCUGAAGACUGUGCGAAGCUCAAGAGAUUUGGCUUCUCACGCGACACCACUCUAAUGCGCAAGGACGCCGUUUACAAUCCCGAGACAGAAGAUGUCGAUGUUGAGGGUUGGUAUGACAUUGAGGAAGCCAUAACCGACAUGGAUCUGAUGGAGUUUUGCAUCUCCCGCACUGAAUCUGGCCCUAUCGAGGAUGAUGAACUCGAUGAACAGGAGCUUCAGAAUACCCAAAAGGAUCUCGCAGAAGCAGUAGCCGGAGAAGAUGAAGAUCUUGCCAAUGAUGAAGCCAUGCAUACAGCAGAAGUCGAAGCAGCUCGCGAGUGGCUUGUCCUCGAUGAUGAUGACAGUGCUCCGUCCCAAAAAAACAUAUUCGAGAUUGUCAAGACCUGUCUCAAGGAAGUAAAGCGGCUCAAAACAAGUAAAACAGUCAAAAUGAUGACUCAACUUACUGCUGUCACCGAGUACGCGAAGCUUCACGAGCAGUAUGCUGGCCACCCAAAAUGCCAGCGCCCAGCACUCAAUGCGAGCUUGGCCAUUGCAUAUUGCAUGGGGAAGGGCCCCUACUUUGCCCGCCAAAUUCGCGAAAAUGCAAGAUACCUCCUCAGGCACCAGCGAUUGCCGCUGUCACUUCGGAGUGCCCAGAAUGGCCAAUACAUGCUACUGGAUGAUGAAAAUGUCCUGCAGGCAGUUCGUUCCUACCUCGCGGCCCAGGCUAUUGGUACCAUCACACCCUUUGAGCUUUGCCGCCAUGUCAACAACGUCAUAAUUCCCGCAUUGGACCUGACAGGGAAGAAAAGCACGAUCUGUGAAAGAACAGCCAUCAGAUGGCUGGGAAAGCUGGGAUAUCAGUGCCGAGAUGUCAAGAAAGGUCUUUAUUAUGAUGGCCAUGAAAGGCCUGAUGUCGUCGAAGCACGGACCAAGUAUUUGGAGGAGAUGAAACGGUUAGAGCGGUUGAUGUGCAAAUAUGACGAUGACACGCUCGAGCCAAUUCCACCAGAACUUGGUCCAGGCGAAAAGGAGCAUGUUGUUGUGAUGUCGGAUGAAUCCAUUGUCGGCACAAAUGAGUCAGCUCAUCGGCGCUGGUUGAAAGAAGGUGAACAGCCUCUCAGGAGGAAAGGGAACGGGCGGGGAGUCCACAUCUGUGGUUAUAUCUGCGAAACAGUUGGCCAACUAAAGCUAUCCGACGAGCAAAUCACAGAGCAGCUGAAGUUGCCCGAAGAUCAGCGUCUAAAGGUGACGAAUUUGUGCAAGAUAAUCUACCCUGGAAAAAACCAUGACACGUGGUGGGAUCUCCAACAGUUGAUGGAUCAAACAGUCCACGCGAUCGACAUUUUCGAAUACCUCCAUCCCGACAAAGUAGGCAUCUGGGUCUUUGAUUGCUCAUCGGCGCACGAGGGACUCGCACAUGACGCGUUGAACGUCAACAAUAUGAAUAUCAAUCCCGGCGGCAAACAACGUUCACUACACACCACGAUCAUCCCUCUCAACAACCCUCCCCCACUCCCUGGCAAAGAUGACACCCGCGGAAGACCCCAGUCCAUGGUUUUCCCUGCUGAUCACCCCAACGAGGAGCUUCAAAACAAACCUAAAGGCAUGCGGGUGGUUCUUCAAGAGCGCGAGUCGGUCUGGGAUGAGCUGAUGAAGAGGUCAAAGGCCGGGAAACCAGUGGGGAAGUGCAAGGAGUGCAAAAUGUCGGAGGUGAAGAAAGACGCCGCGAGACGUGUUGCAGAGGCAGAGGCUAUGGGCCAAGAGGAUGCAGUGCCGGAAGAUGAUGUCGUGCAGGCUGAUCAGCCCAAUAUUCAACCAGUGAGUGAUUGGUGCUGUAUGUAUCGUGUUCUCUCGUUGCAGGACGACUUUGCGAACGAAAAACCGAUGCUACAAAAAUACAUUGAGGGGCGCGGUCACAUUUGCAUGUAUCUGCCCAAGUUCCAUUGCGAACUUAACCCUAUCAAAAUGCUAUGGGGAUUUAUGAAGUACCAUGAGUCUUUUCACUCUCGUUUAAUUCAAAUCAUUCUUAUUCUAUUUGAACCAGGCUAUCGCAAAGUAUCAGAUGGCAAGUUCUCAACUGCCAAAGUCCUCGUGCCGCAGUGUCUCAACAUGUGUGACACAAUCACGAUCCGACACUUUUUCCGUAAGACAUGGCGCUACAUGGACUCAUACUCGAAAGGACUUGAUGCUUAUCAGACUGCAUUUGCAGUCAAAGUGUUCAAGUCACACCGUAGAGUCGGUCAUCCUGCCAAGAUUAAGGCUCUCAUGAGCCGCCGAUAA
Messenger RNA from Serpula lacrymans var. lacrymans S7.9, 2553 nucleotides. RefSeq lists its product as uncharacterized. The transcript is spliced from 5 exons. Lineage: Eukaryota; Fungi; Basidiomycota; Agaricomycetes; Boletales; Serpulaceae. The record is from RefSeq and is a predicted model, not a curated record. Bases 1 to 2553 code for a protein of 850 amino acids.